Echinops telfairi (small Madagascar hedgehog) is the source of this 4694-nucleotide messenger RNA. It is a transcript of the gene DLGAP4, whose product is annotated as DLG associated protein 4. The transcript has 12 exons. Gene Ontology annotation, molecular function: molecular adaptor activity. Lineage: Eukaryota; Metazoa; Chordata; Mammalia; Afrosoricida; Tenrecidae. Gene Ontology annotation, cellular component: glutamatergic synapse; postsynaptic specialization. The record is from RefSeq and is a predicted model, not a curated record. The coding region runs from base 319 to 3294 and encodes 991 amino acids. Gene Ontology annotation, biological process: signaling.
CACAGGACCUUUCCAGUGGCGCCUCCCCUGCUGGCACAUGGUGGCCCCUGCAUGACCAGGAGCUGGUCCCCCGAUGCCCUGGAGCCCUGGCAGGGCCCCUGUCCCACACUACUUCCACCAGCACCUCUGACAUGUGCCCGGAGGCAUGAACGUGCCAGCCCUUGGUUCAGCGCCUGCUCCCGAGGUGACAACUGCUGACUCCCUGCCGACUCCCAAUUCUCUGCGUGUGGCUCCCUGCUUGGAUAGCUGCUGCCCGGGAGAGGUGACCCGGGCGCCCUGCUAGGGCGACGGCCCCAGCCCCGAGGGAGGGCCGGGAUCAUGAAAGGCCUCGGUGACAGCCGCCCCCGCCACCUCUCUGACAGCCUGGACCCACCACAUGAGCCCCUGUUCGCAGGGCCCGACCGCAACCCCUACCUGCUGUCGCCCACAGAGGCCUUCGCCCGAGAGGCUCGAUUCCCGGGACAGAACACGCCACCUGGGGAUGGCCUCUUCCCACUCAACAACCAGCUGCCCCCACCCAGCAGCACCUUCCCCCGCAUCCACUACAACUCCCACUUCGAGGUGCCAGAGGAGAGCCCCUUCCCCAGCCACGCCCAGGCCACCAAGAUCAACAGGCUGCCUGCCAACCUCCUGGACCAGUUUGAGAAGCAGCUGCCCAUCCACCGGGAUGGCUUCAGCACGCUCCAGUUCCCCCGAGGCGAGCCCAAGGCCCGUGGCGAGAGCCCCGGCCGCAUCCGCCACCUGGUCCACUCGGUCCAGCGGCUCUUCUUCACCAAGGCCCCCUCCCUGGAGGGCACGGCAGGCAAGGUCGCUGGCAAUGGCGGCAAGAAGGGCGUGCUGGAGGACAGCAAGGGCCGGAGGGCCAAGAGCAAGGAUCGCGCCAAGGCGGGGGAGCCCAAACGGCGCAGCCGCUCCAACAUCUCGGGCUGGUGGAGCUCCGACGACAACCUGGAUGGCGAGGGCGGCCCCUUCCGCGGCAGCGGCCCCGCCUCCGGCCUGAUGACCCUUGGCCGCCAGGCGGAGCGCACCCAGCCACGCUACUUCAUGCACGCCUACAACACCAUCAGCGGCCACAUGCUCAAAGCCACCAAGAACACCACCAACGAGCUGACCGCCCCCCCACCCCCGCCCGUGCCCCCGGCCGCCUGCCCCACCCUGGGGGUGGGGACUGACACUAAUUACGUCAAGCGGGGCUCCUGGUCCACUCUGACCCUCAGCCAUGCCCAUGAAGUCUGCCAGAAGACAUCAGCCACCUUAGACAAGAGCCUGCUAAAGUCCAAGUCCUGCCACCAAGGGCUGGCCUACCAUUACCUGCAGGUGCCGGGCGGCGGCGAGUGGAGCACCGCACUGCUGUCCCCUCGCGAGGCGGAUGCCACCGCCGAGGGCCCCAUCCCGUGCCGGCGCAUGCGCAGCGGUAGCUACAUCAAGGCCAUGGGCGACGAGGACAGUGAUGAGUCCGGCGGCAGCCCCAAGCCCUCACCCAAAACGGCUGCGAGGCGUCAGAGCUACCUGAGGGCCACGCAGCAGUCACUGGGAGAGCAGAGCAACCCCCGCAGGAGUCUGGACCGCCUGGAUUCAGUGGACAUGCUUCUGCCCUCCAAGUGCCCAAGCUGGGAGGAGGACUACAACCCCAUCAGCGACAGCCUCAACGACGCCAGCUGCAUCAGCCAGAUGUUUGGACAGGCCUCCCUGAUCCCCCAAUUGUUUGGCCAUGAGCAGCAGGUACGGGAGGCAGAUCUGAGCGACCAAUAUGAGGCAGCCUGCGAGUCGGCCUGCAGCGAAGCCGAGUCCACAGCAGCAGAGGCCCUCGACUUGCAGCUGCCCAGCUACUUCCGCUCCCGCAGCCACAGCUACCUGCGGGCCAUCCAGGCGGGCUGCUCGCAGGAGGAGGACAGUGUCUCCCUGCAGUCCCUCUCCCCACCGCCCAGCACUGGCAGCCUCAGCAACAGCCGCACGCUUCCAAGUUCAUCAUGCUUAGUGGCGUAUAAGAAGACCCCACCACCAGUUCCUCCACGCACCACAUCAAAGCCGUUCAUCUCGGUCACAGUUCAGAGCAGUACGGAGUCUGCUCAGGACACCUACCUGGACAGCCAGGACCACAAGAGUGAGGUGACGAGCCAGUCAGGCCUGAGCAACUCAUCGGACAGCCUGGACAGCAGCACCCGACCACCCAGUGUCACACGGGGUGGAGUUGCCCCAGGCCCUGAGGCCCCUGAGCCGCCUCCAAAGCAUGCUGCUCUGAAGAGUGACCAGGGGACACUGACCAGCUCGGAGUCCCACGCUGAGGCCAUCCCCAAAAGGAAACUGUCGUCGAUAGGAAUACAAGUUGACUGCAUUCAGCCAGUGCCAAAAGAGGAGCCCAGUCCCGCUACCAAAUUCCAGUCCAUCGGGGUUCAGGUAGAGGACGACUGGCGAAGCAGUGCCCCCUCCCACAGCAUGUCCUCCCGACGGGACACCGACUCAGAUACCCAGGACGCCAACGACUCCAGCUGCAAGUCAUCUGAGAGGAGCCUCCCGGACUGCACCCCGCACCCCAACUCCAUCAGCAUCGAUGCUGGCCCCAGGCAGGUCCCUAAGAUUGCCCAGAUCAAGCGCAACCUCUCCUAUGGAGACAACAGCGACCCUGCCCUCGAGGCAUCCUCGCUGCCCCCUCCCGACCCCUGGCUCGAGACGACCUCCAGCACCCCAGCAGAGCCAACACAGCCAGGGGCCUGCCGCCGAGAUGGCUACUGGUUCUUGAAGCUGCUUCAGGCUGAGACAGAACGGCUGGAAGGCUGGUGUUGCCAGAUGGACAAGGAGACCAAAGAGAACAACCUCUCUGAAGAAGUCUUAGGGAAAGUCCUCAGUGCGGUAGGCAGCGCCCAGCUGCUGAUGUCCCAGAAGUUCCAGCAGUUCCGGGGCCUCUGUGAGCAAAACCUGAACCCUGACGCCAACCCACGUCCCACAGCCCAGGACCUGGCAGGGUUCUGGGACCUGCUCCAGCUGUCCAUCGAGGACAUCAGCAUGAAGUUCGAUGAGCUCUACCACCUCAAGGCCAACAGCUGGCAGCUGGUGGAGACCCCCGAGAAGAGGAAGGAAGAGAAGAAACCACCCCCUCCGGUCCCAAAGAAGCCAGCCAAAUCCAAGCCAGCAGUGAGCCGGGAUAAGGCCUCCGACGCUGGGGACAAGCAGCGCCAGGAGGCCCGCAAGAGACUGCUGGCCGCCAAGCGGGCCGCUUCUGUGCGGCAGAACUCUGCCACGGAGAGCGCGGACAGCAUUGAGAUUUAUGUGCCCGAGGCCCAGACUCGGCUCUGAGGCCACGGAGGAAGAAGGAAACCAUUUUUAAGUCAUUAAAAACACAGACAAACUAAAUGCAAAUGGAACAACAUUUUCUCAACCUUUAGUAUGAUUGUUCUGUCUAGAGACCCUGAGCCAACUUUCAAAUUGACGCAUCCAAGGGCUCACAAUUUGGCUUUUUGGGGUCCCUCCCAGCUAUAGGUUAUGAAGACGUCUCACCCACAAAUCCAGAAACCUAGAACCUGUUUUUUCCUCUUGCUGGCCGUGGUGACUAGAUAGAUGGACUCCAUGCGGUCUUUUUACUCGUUCGAUCUAAUGGGAACUUACCCUAGCUUGUUUACAAGAUGCCAUGUUGGGCCCUGCCAUGUCCUCUCUGCCCAGCAACCCCACUCUGGCCUCGGGUUUCCCUCGGUCCUUUUCUUGUCUCCCUUCAGAGCCCACACGUGGCCCCACCCCCUCUGCUGGUUGAGAGGACAGAGGGACACAUGCCCUCGCCGAGUACAUGCACGCGUAUGCACACGUGCACACAUACAGACCUAGGUUUCUCACAACCCAGCACCUGCCCUGCUCCAGUCCUCAGCAGUAGCAGGCUUGCCUCCAAGCAGAUGAGGGCAGGGUUUAAAACCAGUCGGGGGCGGGGACAUAAAAUCCACACUUACCACACUCCAGCCUCCUUUUUCUUCUCUCCAGCCCUUCCUUCUGCAAAAGAAAAAUUAUGAGCCGGUUGUGUCCCGAGCCGAGCCUGUGUACAGCCCCGGGGCAGGGCAGCCAUGUGUGUACGUCCAUGUACAGAUGCACAUAAACCCUUAGAGUGUAUAUUUAACAAAUGCUCAUCUGCUCGCCCAGGCCCACCAGCAGCAUACUGUCUCGGGCCCCUGGCAGGAGGUGGGUAUGUGAAUAGCAUAUAUUUUUACAUGUACUAUAUCUAGGUGUGUGUACAAGUGUGUGUAAAAAUAUAUACCUUGUGUGUAAGCAGCCCUUUUUUUUCACCCUCCCUCCCUACUCCUUUCCCCGUGGGCCCAGUGUCCACCCUGUUUUCUGUUCCGUUCUGUUUUUAUAACCCACCUCUCCUUCCCUUCACCCCCACCCUCCCAGGGUGUCACGAGCCCUGAGCUGCAAUGGCCCAGGUUGGUGGGUGGGGUGGGAGGGCACAGGCGGGUGGCCGGCACGGGGGCUGCUCUAUACGGUGUAUGUGACUCUAGGGCAUUGGAGACAUCCUCUUGUUCGGCGCUUGCUGCAGGGGCCCCGGGAGAACCAAGGGCCUGCUCUGGGGCCCCGUUCCAGCUUGGCCAUGUCUGUGACCUUGGGCAAGUCACUUGACCUCUGUGUGCCUCAACUUCCUCCUCUGUAAAAUGGGGACAGUCCCUGCCCCUCCCUACCUCACAGGCAUGUUGUGAGAAUAAAUGAGGUAAUGUGUA